Cladophialophora psammophila CBS 110553 is the source of this 1491-nucleotide messenger RNA. RefSeq lists its product as uncharacterized. Lineage: Eukaryota; Fungi; Ascomycota; Eurotiomycetes; Chaetothyriales; Herpotrichiellaceae. The transcript has 3 exons. Gene Ontology annotation, cellular component: plasma membrane. Gene Ontology annotation, biological process: regulation of membrane potential; sodium ion export across plasma membrane; proton export across plasma membrane. Bases 1 to 1491 code for a protein of 496 amino acids. The record is from RefSeq and is a predicted model, not a curated record. Gene Ontology annotation, molecular function: sodium:proton antiporter activity.
AUGGACGGUCUAGUCCUCUCCAGUUUCAAUGUUGUGUGCGCCGCGUUUGGCGGAUUCCUUUUGAGUUUCGGGUUAGUGUCCGAUGCAUGGAAGCAACAGUUCCUGCUCUCCGAGGCAUUGAUUUCUUUGAUCGCAGGCACAGUGCUCUCACAUUUUGCGGGCUUCCUCCGUCCAGACGAAUAUGGUUGCGGGGAGGGUAAAAACAUAGAUGCAAUCACGCUUGAAUUUUCCCGGCUUGUCCUUGCAGUACAGCUGGUCCUCGCGGGCAUCCAGCUCCCUUCACGUUACCUCUCCACGGCAUGGCGCUCGCUUUUUUACCUGCUGGGCCCAACUCUGACAUUGAUGUGGCUUAGCGCAGGCCUCAUCAUAUGGUUGAUGCUACCAAGCCUGGGCUUCGUCCACGCCCUUGCGAUUGGAGCCUGCGUUGCGCCGACUGAUCCAGUCCUGUCCAAUGCUGUCAUUAAAGGCCGAUUUGCAGAGAUCAAUACUCCAAACCCAUUACAGAAACUUAUCUCAGCUGAAGCUGGGUUGAACGACGGUCUGGGCUAUCCGUUUCUCUUCUUCUCGUUAUAUUGGAUCAAAUAUUCCGCUAGUGAAGAGAGUCAGCUACCCAUGUUCACAUCCUGGCUCAGGGGUACUUGGGGCUACGUUGUUAUUUUCAGUGUGGUGUAUGGUGUCGUGGUGGGGUACGCCGCACGCAAGUUAUUCUUCUCUGCGAAAAGGCACGGGUUUGUUGAGGAAGAAAGCUCCUUGACAUAUGUUAUUGCCUUGUCUCUCUUCGUUUUGGGGACCUGCGGGAUACUGGGAACUGACGAUAUCCUUGCCUGCUUUGUCGCCGGGUGUGCAUUUGCAUGGGAUGACCAAUUUGAGCAGGACGCUUGCAGUGAACUCUUCUGGUCAUCUGUCGAUAUGCUGGUCAACAUUUCCAUCUUCAUUUGGUACGGUGCUGUCGCACCAUGGGCAUCAUUCGCAACAAACAACCUCAUCUCCCUUGAGAGACUAUUGAUCCUGGGAAUUCUGAUCCUUUGCCUCCGGCGUUUACCUGCCAUCUUAGUCAUGAAACACAAAGUAACCGAGAUCGAAAACCUUUUCCAGGCCAUGUUUGUCGGAUUCUUUGGACCUAUUGGUGUCUCGGCUAUCUUCUAUCUGAUGAUUGCAACAGAGUUCCUUGAGGAGCUGACUCAAGAUGACCAAGGUAUGGCACGAGGAGACAUACAAUACCUCCAAGAGGCCAUGCGGGUGGUCGUGUGGUUCCUUGUAGUGAGCAGUGUGGUCGUCCAUGGCUUAGCCUUACCGCUGGCCAGAGUGUGUUGCCGGAUUGCUCUGGGGAGCAAUCGUGCACGACUCGGCAAUAAUGAAGAUGCAGAAGCUGUAUCCGACUCUCCUGGCAGAAGGUUUAGAGACUACUUCGCCUUCAACUUGUCGAGCAAGGAAAGUCAGGCACGGCUUUGUCCGCGUGGGACUGGAUACAGGACUUUGGAAGAAGGUUGA